AUGGCGGACAGAAGCAGGAGUAGUUUAGACCAGAUUUCAGGAAAUUCUGUCCAGUCUUCCUCCAUUCCAGAUGACACCUUAAACGACAUCAUGAACUUCAAUCUUGACAGUGGAAGUGCACAGUACACAGGCAGUGGAGGGCCGCGCGGGCAGCCUGAUGCUAGCAUGCAUGUUAACCACGAUAAUAUGCAGACAAGGGCCCCGAUGCUGCCGAAUAUCAUGAUUGAGCCGGCAGGAUUUGGUGGGCCGGCGAUAUCCUCCCAGGGCAGGCCUACCGGGGAGCAUACGGGGGGCCAAGGGGAAGCCGGGGCAGACUUCGAGGGCUCUUACCAGAGCGGGCUGCUUUUGCACCCGCUGAGUGCUGCCAGCAACAGUUAUUCUGAUCUUUCGAACACUUCUCCGUACAUGUCAGCCCCGGAGUCUCCAUUUGGGGACGAUGACGAUCUUUCCAGUUUUAUAAACUCUGCACUUGGCGAUGCCCGUGGGAGAAUGCCAGGGGGAAUGCAAACAGUUCAAGAAGGAGAAGUUCAGGAAGGAGAAGUUCAAGGGGGAAUGCAGACAGAAAUGCAGGCACUAAAUCAAGGAGGGUUAAUGGACCCGAUCGAGCAGUUAGCACCGUUAACCGUUGGAAACCUCCAGCAGCAGGAGCAACUACAGAAGCAGCAAAUACAACAGCAACAGCAACAAAUACAGCAACAACUGCACCAGGUGCAACUUCAGCAACUCCAGCUGCACGACUCCACGGCAGAUAGGCUAGUGUUCGGGGCAGCCGAGGCCACCGACCACUCGCUUGGCAACUUCUUGGCCAGCCCGUUUUCCGCUGCCUCGCCAAAGAGCUUUUCCGCAAGCCAAAACGACAGUGACUACCUCCAGUCGCCGUACGCGACCCCGUCUGCCAACAUAGUUGAGAAUCCGGAGGCCGUUGCAGCCAAGACGCCGUCGCUUUUCUCGCAGUCGCCGUCUCGAGCAUCACGACGUGGCCGUCCAGGGCCAGUUAUCCGGAUAGAGAAGGAUGUUUCGGCGGGAGUUUCGGCGGGAGUGUCAGUGGGGGCCCCAGUGGGAGGGCCUAGUGACUCAGCAGAUGCUCCCCCGGGUCCUACCGGGUCCUCCGAGCAGCCUCCGGAUACGUUUCUCUCGAUUCCGGCCGACGAGCCCCACGGCCGACGCCGGGGCAGCGUUUCGUCGAGAUCGCACUCGCGGAGAUCGUCGUCUUCACACACGAGGGGCUCGUCACGGUCGAGAACUUCGUCCCGGGUGAAAAAGCCGGACUCUGGGGCCGGAUCCCGGUCGGGAUCCCGGUCGAGAUCCCGAUCCAGGUCCAGAUCAGCAUCCAUAUCCACCUCCAGGCACUCCAGGCAAGGCUCGGACUACGAAGAGACAGUGGAUGAAAACGGCCACCUCACGUACAAGCUGUCCAGGGAAAGGCUAAGCGACUUGGCAGCCCCUGCAUCAGCAGGAAAAAAGAAGAUGCAGAAAAAUCCAGCGACGUUUGUAUGCAAAGUGUGUGGCAAGAAGUUCACGCGACCGUACAACUUGAAGUCUCACAUGCGUACACACACGAACGAGCGGCCGUACGUGUGCUCGAUAUGUGGGAAGGCGUUUGCCCGGCAGCAUGACCGGAAAAGACACGAGGACUUGCACACGGGAGAGAAGAAGUUCCAGUGCCGGGGAGUUCUUGCAGACGGCAUAACGGUAUGGGGCUGUGGGAAGCGGUUUGCCCGGACAGAUGCCUUGCGACGGCACUUCCAGACCGAGUCGGGCAAGGAGUGCAUCCGGCCAUUGCUCCAGGAGAUGGCGCGGGAGAAGGAGGGGUACCGGGGGCGGGGGUCCGCGGGGCUUCCUGGAUCUACCGGGCGGACCGCUACCCGGGAGAAUAUCCCGGGGCGCGAGGCGAUUCCGGCAGAAGGGACCAUCAGCGGGCAAAUGGCGGGCGCGAAAAUUUUGACCCGGUGGCCAUCGCCAUGGAUAACGCCAGGGCAACCCGGAAGGGCCUGA
This is a messenger RNA of Brettanomyces bruxellensis, 1995 nucleotides long. RefSeq lists its product as uncharacterized. Gene Ontology annotation, molecular function: DNA-binding transcription factor activity, RNA polymerase II-specific; RNA polymerase II cis-regulatory region sequence-specific DNA binding. Bases 1 to 1995 code for a protein of 664 amino acids. The transcript is spliced from 2 exons. Gene Ontology annotation, biological process: regulation of DNA-templated transcription. The record is from RefSeq and is a predicted model, not a curated record. NCBI's taxonomy places the organism in Eukaryota, Fungi, Ascomycota, Pichiomycetes, Pichiales, Pichiaceae.